AUGCCAGGGUACCCAGGGCUUCGACACUUCAAGAAUGGGAUAUUGAAUGUUUCGCAAUGGACCGGCACCAAGCACAAGGAGAUGCAGCACGUGUUCAUGGGCCUUCUUGUUGGCGCCGUUCAGCCACAGGUUUUACGAACUGCAAGGGCCGUGAUUGAUUUCAUCUACUAUGCUCAGUUACAGAUGAUGCACUACUUUGCCUCCAUCAAGUCGCGUGGAUCUGCCAACAGAUACAAUACAGAGUGGUCAAAAAGGCUUCACAUUGACUUUGCAAAGGAGGGUUAUCGGGCAAGUAAUAAGCAUGACUUCAUACAACAGAUGGCGACAUGGUUGGAUAGGCAGGAAGCAACAGCAUGUUUUGGACAGUAUCUCGAUUGGCUGUUGCGAUGCGAAAGCCAGGAAGAGCUGGACAGUGAGGACCUCGACAAUGAUGAUGUGGAUGAAAGUGGUCAUGAGAAAGUUGGCCAUGGCAGUGCCAGCCACACUGAUGUAGUUGAUGACGAAGUCUCAUCCCACUCUGGUUUACCUGCCACCCAUCUCCUUGCAGUCAACCCUGGCUUUCAUUGGGUGAAGCUCAAGGACAUCGUCACCCAAUUCCACACCACAGACUUCCUUACUUUGGUCACUAGAUUUAUCCGAUGCACACAUCCACCUCCUGAACAGCCAACCCUUCCAAAUGCAACUGAUGUGUUCGACAUCUACAAAUGGCUUUCAAUUCAUUUAAAGGACCUUGCUGCUGUUGGACACAUUGGCACCUUGCAACGCAUCCGUGCAAUGCCACUUACUCUGGGGCGGAAACACGACUCACCUGAAAACUUCGACACCGUUCUUGUCAGGAGUGAAAGUGAGAAGGGAAACCAGGCCACCAAGGGCACAUGCUUAGAAGAUCACUUGCAUUGUGACCACUCCCUUCCACAAUACCUCGUCUAUAUUGAAUGGUUCAACCUGCUGCGAUCCCCCGAUCCCGACUCAGGCCUCUGCUUUGUUACUCGCUCUUCCCACCACAAUCAGCCCAUUUCCGAGGUUGUGCCCCUUUGUAAUGUUGUCUUAGGCUGCCAUCUCAUUCCAAAAUUCAGCACCAAGUUCUCUCCUGCCAAGUGGAAUCACCUCAAAAUCCUCAACAAUUGGAAAACCUUUUCUCUCAACAAAUAUAUUGAUCUAGCUACGUUUUACGAGCACCAAGUCUUUCGCUAA
This is a messenger RNA of Laccaria bicolor S238N-H82, 1194 nucleotides long. RefSeq lists its product as uncharacterized. The transcript is spliced from 3 exons. The record is from RefSeq and is a predicted model, not a curated record. Bases 1 to 1194 code for a protein of 397 amino acids. NCBI's taxonomy places the organism in Eukaryota, Fungi, Basidiomycota, Agaricomycetes, Agaricales, Hydnangiaceae.